Molecule: messenger RNA, 987 nt
Organism: Salvia hispanica
Lineage: Eukaryota; Viridiplantae; Streptophyta; Magnoliopsida; Lamiales; Lamiaceae
Source: RefSeq, a predicted model, not a curated record
AUGAGAUUAAUAUCUGAUAUUGAGAAGUCUGUGAGCACUGCUGCUGGUGUAGGCUCAUCUGGAUCUGCUUCUGCUGCUCGUGAGGUUACAAUGGUUGGUUUUGAUGAUAUCCUGUAUCAAAUAUUGGACAAGAUCACUGGAGAUGCACGGGAGCGCCAAAUUCUACCGAUUGUUGGAAUGGGUGGGAUAGGCAAGACCACUCUUGCUCGGAAUAUCUAUGUAAGUCCACUUGUCCAGGAGUCUUUUGGUGUUUUUGCAUGGACUACAAUUUCCCAAGAGUAUAAUGCAAAAGAAAUUCUUAGACAAGUUCAUGAUCAAGUAGGCAUGGGGAAGGGGGAUGAUUUAAGUGAAUAUGAGUUAGGAGAUCAUUUGUUCAAGUAUUUGUUUGGAAGGAAGUAUUUUAUUGUAAUGGAUGAUAUGUGGAACAUAGAAGCAUGGGAUCGAGUUAGAAGCUUCUUCCCGGGUAAUAGAAACGGGAGUAGAAUAGUAGUGACGACAAGGCUAUCAAACUUGGCGUCUCAUUUUAACUACUCCAGUGGUCUUGAUUUGAAAUUUUUAGAUGAGUUUGCCAGUUGGGACCUAUUUUGCCAAACUGUGUUCGGGGAAGAAGCUUGCCCUCUUGAGUUAGAGGAUGUUGGGAAAAAGAUUGUGAACGGUUGUAAGGGACUUCCACUGUCAAUUGCUGUGAUAGGGGGGCUUUUAUCAAAAUCUGAACGAACAAAAGAAAGUUGGGGAUUGUUUGAAAGCAAUUUAAGUUCAGUUGUAAAUUUGGAAGAUAAUGAAAGUUGCUUGCAAAUAUUAUACAUGAGUUAUAAUAAUUUGCCAGUUCAUCUAAAACCGUGUUUUCUCUAUUUCGGAAGAUAUGUUGAAGAUGAAGAGAUUCGAGUAUCAGAACUCAUCCUAGAUUUGAGCGCCGAAGGAUUCGUAAAACCAAUUAAUGGGAAAAGUUUGGAAGAGGCAGCAGAAAAGUAUGUAGAAGAUUGUUGA